Messenger RNA from Sardina pilchardus (European sardine), 1327 nucleotides. Its product is annotated as tetraspanin-8-like. The record is from RefSeq and is a predicted model, not a curated record. Gene Ontology annotation, cellular component: plasma membrane. The transcript is spliced from 9 exons. NCBI's taxonomy places the organism in Eukaryota, Metazoa, Chordata, Actinopteri, Clupeiformes, Clupeidae. The coding region runs from base 121 to 906 and encodes 261 amino acids.
AAGUAGCCCAGUAUUUUUCCGUGGUAGGCUAUAGAAGUGACUGUGUUCUCAGACUUCUGCUCCCGCACCUGAAGAUAAUCUACUUGUGGAAUAUCCUUUGUUGUUAGACUAUCCAUUAAAAUGGGUUCGGCUAAUAAAUGUUUGAAAUGGCUCUUUAUCGUCUUUAACGCACUGUUCGCACUGACAGGCAUUGUGUUUGUUGGACUAGCACACUUUUCCGGGAUAGCAGCAGAAAUGAAAAAUGAAGUGGGGAAUUUCUGGACACUCUCCUUGUUUGGAGCAAUUGUGGCAAGCAUAUCAAUUCUUGGAGUCUAUGGCGCAUACAAAGAGAAGGGAUGGGCCCUCAUCACGUUUUCUGUUCUAGUCAGUAUUGGCACGGUCAUUUGCCUGAUUGGGGGUGUUCAGAAUAUUUCUGAUAGGGCCCAGCUAUCCGGGAAAUUUGAAGAAUUCUUUGAAAGAGAUGACGUAGACACGUUGCUUCAGCACAUCCAAGAAAAGUUCAAUCUUGAGUGUUGUGGUACACGCAUUGGCUACCAGGAGUGGAGUUCACAGAUUCCCGAGUCCUGCAUCUGUCCAACAUCCUACCAGGGUACUGAAAAAUGCCAGAAGACAAAUGCACGAAGGUUUACCGGAAGUUCUAGGUAUUGGGGAUUUUACCAGACAGAGGUUUACAGUGAGACAUGUCAUUCUCUCAUUGUGCGGCUCUUCAAUAUGAUGAUGGAUGCCAUGACUGGGAUUUUCUUUGGAUUGUCAAUUGCGGGGCUUAUUGGGGUAAUCAUGGCCAUUAACAUCACCUGCAGGAUCAAGAAGCAAAGGACUACAAUGCCAGUGUCCAUUUACGAGUGCUCCAAGCCUCCCGCAUAUGAGGAGUUGUAUACAAUGAAAUUUAUGCCAGAGCAGGCCUAAGAUUUUUUUUUUCCAACAGGCCUCCUUUUUGUUUCAUCAGGGCAAAUGCUUUUUUUCUGUUUCUAUUCGUUGAUAACAUCUCAACCUUUGAUGUCGCCAAAUUUGACUGUUUUGUUUACCUGCUUGAUUGCACAAAUAGAAGGAGAAGAAAAAUCUAAUGUAGAAAAUGGUUUGUUGAAUUUGUAAAACAUGGAUGACUGCUCAGCAGUAACAUGUGAAGCACAUUGCAAUGCCCAUGUUCUUAAUAAGAUAUAUGUAGCCCAUCUUAAUUAUGACAAAUGGUAGGCUAUUUUUAUACUGUAUAUUUUGCUGCAUAACAAGGCUGAUUUGUUAGCUUGAUAUUUUGCCUAAUGUUUGUCUGGCAAUUUGACAACAACAUGCAUAUGUGCACUUUCUCAAAUAAGCAACUUUUACUAUACAA